AUGGUUGGAGAUUGCUGCAAGCCCAUGUAUAAUGGACAGCGCAUCGGAACACUCUACGCCUGUGCCAUAGGAAUGCAGUUGAACAGUGAAGGAUGUAAACUGGCAGAAUACAACAGGCUGAAGAGCAUGUUAUUGGAUCUACAGAGCCAGAGGUACUUCCAGAAGGAAAAUCUAACCAUGGAUGCGGUAACGCACAAGAGACAUUUGGUGGAAAGCAUGUUCAAGGACUUUGACAUCAGUAGAAACGGCUUUGUAGACAACAGCGAACUGACACAGGCACUGAUGCAAGGUUUCCUUGACAACGACCCCUUUGACUGCAACUUGUUUGAUCUUCUUCAGUACGACGACUACAAUAAAGACAGCAGGUUGACACUAGAGGAACUCUACACAGCAUUCCAGGUUAUUCAGCUAAACCUUCCAGAAGAUAGGAAGGUCAGUGUUACCACGGUGACCGUCGGACUGAGUGCCGUUAUGUCAUGUGCUGUUCAGGGCACCUUGAGACCACCUAUCAUCUGGAAACACAAUGGAAUCACGUUGAAUUUCUUGGACUUGGAAGAUAUCAAUGAUUUUGGUGAUGACGGUUCCCUCUACAUUACAAAAGUGACAACAAUCCACAUGGGCAACUACACGUGCCAUGCCUUUGGCUAUGAAGACCUCUUCCAGACCCACAUCCUGCAGGUGAAUGUCCCACCGGUGAUCAGAGUGUACCCAGAGAGCCAGGCACAAGAGCCGGGUGUGGCCACGAGCUUGAGGUGCCACGCAGAUGGGAUUCCCAACCCAAAGAUUACCUGGCUGAAAAAUGGUUUGGAUCUCACGUCAACAUUGCCUAACCAACUUGCGCUCCGAGCAAAUGGCGGUGAAAUUCACAUUAAAAGUGUACGCUAUGAGGACACCGGAGCCUACACUUGCAUUGCGAAGAACGACGCGGGUGUUGACGAAGAUAUCUCAUCCCUGUUUGUUGAGGACGCUGCUCGAAAGACUCUUGCAAACAUACUGUGGCGAGAGGAAGGGUUAAGCGUUGGAAAUAUGUUCUACGUUUUCUCUGAUGAUGGAAUCACAGUAAUCCAGCCUGUGGGAUGUGAGAUUCAGAGGCAGAUCAAAGCUAGCGACAGGAUCUUUGUAAGCUUUGAAGAGAUAUGUCCCUCUGAGGAAGAACAAACUGUUCCACGUUGCAUCUGGGCCUCUGCUGUUAACAUCAGAGAUAAGUACAUCUAUGUUUCCCAACCCACACUGACUCGGAUACUGAUCAUUGACGUUCCAUCACAGAAAGUCCUACAGGCUGUGUUGACAGAUCCGGUUCCGGUGAAGUUACAGUAUGACAAGUCACAUGACCAAGUCUGGGUCCUCAGCUGGGGAGAUGUGAACAAAAGCAAACCUACUCUGCAGGUAAUUACCCAAGCAAGUGGAAAUGGAGACCAUCAUACCAUCCACACGCAACCCGUUGGCAAAGAGUUUGAUCGAGUUGACGACUUUUUCAUUUCUCCAACCAAUCUCAUCAUCAAUCACAUUAGGUUUGGCUUUAUUCUUCAUGGCUCGAACGCAGCACUGCACAAGAUUGAUCUGGAGACCGUGGCUCACAUUAAAACCAUCAGCCUAAAGAACUACAGCUGCAUCCCAGAUGCAAUGGCCUACACUCACCUGGGUGGCUAUUAUUUUAUCCACUGUCAGAGAAAUGGCUCAAGUCCGCCCCAGUCACAACUCAUCAUUGACAGCGUCACUGAUUCCGUAAUAGGAUACAACGGUAAAGUGUCAGGUACUCCGUACAUCUCGCCAGACGGCAGCUACCUAGUCAGCACAGAUGAUUACCAUGGGCUAAUUACAGUCCAGUCUCUCACCUUCCGGGGCGAGAUCACGCCUGCGUUUGAAAUCGCCACAAACCUGCGCGUGGUUGAUGUGACCUUUCAGCCGUCGUUCACGGAAGCCAACGAGUAUUACAUCUACGCCAGUUCCAGCGUUCAAACAGACCUCCUGUUCAUCGAGCUCUCCACGGGCAACGUGAAAUUCAUCAAGGGCUUGAAAGUUCCCAUCGAGCCCAAGGACUGGUGGUGGAACGGCAACAACCGGGCGAUAGUCAGCAGUGGUCUAUUUGGACAGUACCUGAUCACUCCCUCCAAUGAGUCCCUGUUCAUCGUAGGAGCACGGCAAAACACAUUGAACUGCGAGAUAUCCAAGAUAACACGAGGCAACACAAUUGUGUGGGUAGAGGAAGCAUGAAAAGCCACUGAGCGGAGUUUAACUUCAUCCAAUGACCUUUUACACUGCUUAUGAGACAACUGUACAGUAAACAUCUUCAUUUUUUACACUGAAAGGCAAUCUUACUGUACACAACAACUUUGCUGACGUUAGUGUUUUGAAUAUUGUGAGCAUUAGAUUGCAACUUUCAGUUGCAUUAUUAAACCUUUGAUUGUGAACCAUUUUCAUUUUUUUAAAUCAUUCAUUGUCUAUCCCAUUUCUGCAGAAAAAGAUAUAUAUUUUCUAUAACUUUUCACUGUGGACUGUCAUAAAUGUAUUCUAACAAGCGCUACAGGACAUUUCCUUUCCCCUCACCUCCAUCUGUGUGGCCACAAUAACUUUUACUUUGGAAUCAGUCUCUCUGUUCCAUCUUUUUUUAAUUCGGGUGCGAUGAUAAAUCACAGUCCUCAAAAGGAUCACAAAGCAAAAACAAUAAAGAUGCUCGUUGAUUGAAAUUAUUCAGCUAA
Messenger RNA from Amblyraja radiata (thorny skate), 2699 nucleotides. Its product is annotated as follistatin-related protein 5-like. The transcript has 13 exons. Lineage: Eukaryota; Metazoa; Chordata; Chondrichthyes; Rajiformes; Rajidae. Gene Ontology annotation, cellular component: plasma membrane; neuronal cell body; axon. Gene Ontology annotation, biological process: synapse organization; homophilic cell-cell adhesion. The record is from RefSeq and is a predicted model, not a curated record. Gene Ontology annotation, molecular function: axon guidance receptor activity; protein binding; calcium ion binding. Bases 1 to 2214 code for a protein of 737 amino acids.